Messenger RNA from Coprinopsis cinerea okayama7#130, 1614 nucleotides. RefSeq lists its product as hypothetical. The record is from RefSeq and is a predicted model, not a curated record. The transcript has 2 exons. Bases 1 to 1614 code for a protein of 537 amino acids. Lineage: Eukaryota; Fungi; Basidiomycota; Agaricomycetes; Agaricales; Psathyrellaceae.
AUGGAGAUUGCCUCGAGCAUCUCGAUGUGCUCGCAAAAGCUUGAACCUUUCCAGCACAUUGACACAUCCGAAGACGACGACGACACCAACUGGCUGCUGGUCAGAACAAGCCAGCUCCUGCUAGUGGCAGACUCUCCCCAACCUGUUGUGGAGCCUCCGAAACCCAGGACGACAAUCAACAGCCUCCCAAACGAGCUGCUGGAUGUGAUUUUCAAGAUCACGCAUGCCGACUGGCUGCUGUUCACCCUUCAUCCAGAACUGUACUCAUCGCAACCCAGUACACUCCGGAAGAGAUCAUGGAAGGGAUUGAUGAAGCUGUUCUGCCAAUUCCCUUACACGCCGGCUGCAGUCUGUCGACGCUGGAGAAACAUCGUUCACGAUACGGCUCGGUUCUGGACACGACCUGUCGUAUUCGUGGAUAGCAGGGACCCGUUGGCCUCCCUAUCCAACCUAAAGAACUUCAUUCAGCGAUCCAAAGGCCACCCGCUCAUCCUUGCUGUCGUUCGCAAAGACUACAACGUCGUUCAAGACCUCCAAGAAGGCAUGAACGUGUCGCUCUUCAUGGACGUCAUCCUCGCCAACCUCAACCGCUUCAACGACAUCUACUUCCACCUCCACCAUAGCUCCUCCCUUCCAUCCAUCGCUCAAUUCCGGUAUCAACCUCCCUUCCAGCCCAAUCUCGCCCGAUUGGCUCUACAUUGUGACGAGGACGACGGACCAAACCACGACACCACCAUUCCCAAAUUCCUGGUUGCGACGCACUGGCCGCCUUCCCUCGUCACGCUGAAAAUCGACGGUCGCAACUUUGGCACCAUAGCUAAGGAACCGUACACAUGGUCCCUUGUCCUCUCCCACCUCAAGACUCUCUCCAUCGAGCGCCUCGACCAACCCGCCCAUUCCACCCACGAACCACUCUCUCUCCUCGAGAGCCUCGAGUUCCUAGCGCGGCUCCCCGAGCUGGAAGUCCUCACCAUCCGCGACGUCGCUUUCGAGACCAGCACCCGAGUUCCAGGAACAGCACCCAUCGUAAUCAACGUCACCGACCUCAUCCUCGAAGACCUCAGCGCCGACGUCGCCAAACACAUGUUCGAUCUGGCCAUCUUCAACCCCACCUACCUCCUCCUCCGCAACAUCCCCAUCGACGCGCUCCCACACGUCCCCCAACCCAUCUUCCUCGAACUAUCGGAAAUCCCAAUCGACCAAGACAUCGAAGACUUCCUCUGCUUCUGGGACGGAGAAGUUCUGGCGCUACGGGACUGCCCGGGGUUCAACGAUGCCAUUCUGGCCUUGUUUGCGGAAGAGGUGUCGCCUCCUUAUCAUAUCUGCCCCAGCCUGCGGGAACUGCACGUCCAGAAUUGCAGCAACUUUAGUGGGAGGGGGUUAAGGAGGAUGGCGGAGAUUCGGAUGGACUUUGCGUCGAGGAGGGAGAACGAGAGUCUCAAUUUGUCGCACAUCAGUGACAUUUUUGUUAGUGGGAUGGGACCUAUCUUGGCACCCGAAGACGCGCUGUGGAUGAGGACCCACCUCAAGACGUUUGUAUGGAGCACCGUGCAACCUUCGGGCGGGUCGUGCCAUCUGGAUCCAAGCGCUGUCGUUCCAUUUACAAUCCCAUAA